AUGGAGGCGGCUCUGGUGAGCGUGGUGACGGGGGCCCUCAAACCCGUCCUGGAGAAGCUGGCUACUCUGCUUGGCGAUAAGUACAAGCGUUUCAAGGGGGUGCAUAAGGAUAUCAAGUCCCUCACUCAUGAACUCACUGCCAUGGACACAUUUCUCAUGAAGAUGUCAGAGGAGGAGGAUCCUGAUCCGCAGGAUAAAGUUUGGAUCAAUGAGGUGCGAGAGCUGUCCUACGUCAUGGAGGAUUGCAUCGACGAUUUCAUGCUAAGUGUCGCUGAAAAGGACACAAAGCCGGAGGGCUUCAUCGAGAAGAUGAAUCACGCACUAGGUAAGUUGGGAAAUAUGAAGGCUCGUCGUCGUAUUGGAAACGAAAUUCAUGAUCUGAAGAAACAGAUCACUGAGGUGGGCGAGAGGAACAUGAGGUACAAGACUCGUGAGGCCUCCUCCAAGACCAUGAAUGCAACCGUUGACCCUAGAGCUCUUGCUGUCUUUGAGGACGCGUCAAAGCUUGUCGGAAUUGAUGAAUCUCGAGCCGAGAUUGUCAAAUUGUUGACUGAAGGUGCGUCAACACGAGAACAAGCGAAGUUGGUAUCCAUUGUAGGACCUGGAGGAAUGGGCAAGACAACUCUUGCAAACCAAGUGUAUCAACAUCUGAAAGAAAAAUUCGAGUGUCGGGCCUUCUUAUCCGUGUCGCGAAAUCCAGAUAAAAUGAAUAUAUUCAGAACUAUUCUCAGUGAAGUUACUGGAACAGAUUAUGCUAAAACUGAAGCAGGUAGCAUAGAACAGCUCGUCAGAAAGAUUACUGAUUUCUUAGCAGGCAAAAGGUAUUUUGUUGUUGUUGAUGAUAUAUGGGAUGUUGAUACAUGGAAUGUUAUUAAGCUUGCAUUCCCCAUGACUAGUUCUGGCAGCAUCAUAAUCACCACUACUCGUAUAAAUGAUGUUGCCAAAUUGUGCCGUUCAUCAUUCAGUGGUGAUAUUUAUGGUAUAAGGCGUCUUAAUGUGGUGCAUUCAAGAGAGUUAUUUCACAGAAGACUAUUCGAUUCCAAUGAAGAUUUCCCUUCACACCUUGAAGAAGUUUCUGAUCUGAUAUUGCAAAAAUGUGAUGGGUUACCUCUAGCAAUCAUUACCAUCUCGAGUUUGUUAGCUAAUAAAGAGAGAACAGAGGAUUUAUGGCAUCAAGUGAAAUAUUCAAUUGGUCGUGCACUUGAAAGGAAUCAUGGAGUCAAAGUAAUGAUGAAUAUAUUGUCACUUAGUUACUUUGACCUGCCUCCUCAUCUAAAAAGUUGUCUCUUAUAUAUGAGUAUAUUUCCGGAAUAUGCUAUUAUUGGAAGGAAGGGUCUGAUACGGAGAUGGAUUGGUGAAGGGUUCGUUCACAAAGAAGACAGAUAUACGGUACACGAGAUAGGAGAGAAGUAUUUUAAUGAGCUUCUCAAUAGGAGUUUGAUCCAACCCGUGAAGAUAAAUCAACAUGGUAGGGUGAAGACUUGCCGAGUUCAUAACAUAAUUCUUGAUUUCAUCAUAUCCAAGUCAAUUGAAGAGAACUUCGUUACUUUGGUUGGUGUUCCCAUUCUUACAAAUAGGACAGAAAAUAAAGUAGUUCGUCGACUCUCUCUGCAACUCAACAAACAAGGAAAUUCGACGAUACCAACAUCAGGUCUGGUAUUUUCUCAUGUCCGGUCCGUUAAUGUGUUCAUUUUUUCUGUGGAAAUUCCUUUGCAGAAAUUCGUACAUUUGCGUGUUCUGGACUUUGAGUAUUGCAACUUGAAAAACCAUCAUAUUGAAGAUAUAGUGAUGUUAAUUCACCUGAGGUAUCUUAACCUCAAACGGACAGGAAUAAGUGAGCUCCCAAAACAAAUCGGGCGUUUGGGGUGCUUAGAGAUGCUGGACAUAAGAUGCAACGGGGUAGAGGAAUUACCUGCAUCUAUUGUUAAUCUUGGAAAAUUGUCGCAUCUGCUUGCUGACGGUUGUAUUAAAUUUCCUGAUGGGAUUGCGAAGAUGCAAGCACUGGAGACUUUGAAAGCCAUCACGGUCUACAUUCAGGGAUUUGACUUCCUAUGGGGCCUUGGGCAGCUAAAAAAUUUGAGGAAUCUGGUCCUCCAAGAAAUCGAUGUUGAUUCUUACAGUGAUACUGAUAUGGUUGAGUGCGGCAGAGUUACGGUCUCAUCCCAGUGUAAGCUAGGCAAUCAAAAUCUACGUUCUCUGAAUCUGAGGAAUGGGAGCAGCCUCUUACAGGAACCUUUGUGCAUUGUCACCCUUGAGAAACUUAUUACCAAGUCUUCAGCCGUUACACGGGUUCCGGAAUGGGUGAGCUCCCUUAGAAACCUCCAACAGCUACGCCUUGAAGUGGAGGUAGUUAAGCAGGAUGAUCUCUGCAUCCUUGGAGCCUUACCUGCUCUGCUCAUUCUUGUUCUGGAAGUAGUAACAAAGUCAAAUGAGAGGCUCAGAAUCAGUGGUGAAAUUGGGUUCCAACUUUUGAGGUCUUUUAUUUAUGAAGUAUGUUAUCAGCCGGUAGAUCUGAUGUUUGCGGAAGGAUCCAUGCCUAAGCUAGAAAAACUAGAGCUUAAGGUCCUGCGCAUAACUGAAGCCGACUCUCUGGAAUUUGGAAUCAAAAACCUCCCCCGUCUCAGCAUUGUAAAAUAUGAAGUACUUUGCGACGAUGAUAAUUUUGGAGCCGUAGAGACUGCCAUGGAGAGAGCAGCCAGCACACAUCCCAACGAGCCUACUCUACUCUUUAGUAUUUUGAACUAGCCAUGGUAAAACUUCAACAUGGAAAAGUGUGGACGACUUACUUGAUUCAACCAAGGGAAGGUGUCUUAA
This is a messenger RNA of Lolium rigidum, 2814 nucleotides long. Its product is annotated as disease resistance protein PIK6-NP-like. Bases 1 to 2745 code for a protein of 914 amino acids. The record is from RefSeq and is a predicted model, not a curated record. Gene Ontology annotation, molecular function: ADP binding. Gene Ontology annotation, biological process: defense response to other organism. NCBI's taxonomy places the organism in Eukaryota, Viridiplantae, Streptophyta, Magnoliopsida, Poales, Poaceae. The transcript has 2 exons.